Messenger RNA from Panicum hallii, 1642 nucleotides. RefSeq names its product nudix hydrolase 19, chloroplastic. Gene Ontology annotation, biological process: NADP+ catabolic process; NAD+ catabolic process. Gene Ontology annotation, cellular component: cytosol. The record is from RefSeq and is a predicted model, not a curated record. The transcript has 6 exons. Lineage: Eukaryota; Viridiplantae; Streptophyta; Magnoliopsida; Poales; Poaceae. Bases 83 to 1306 code for a protein of 407 amino acids. Gene Ontology annotation, molecular function: NADH pyrophosphatase activity; metal ion binding.
AAUCCAAGUGGCCACCUACCCUACCCCCUCCUUUGCCGGGAAGAAGCUGCAGCCUGCAGCUACCAGACGCACCCACCCCGCCAUGGCCAUCCAUCUCCGCGCCCACGCCUUCGCGGCGAACCCGCUGCGUGGCGUCUCCGCCUCCACCACCGCCGUCUCCCCCUCCGCCGCCGCCGAGGCCCUGCGCUCCCUCCUCGAGCCCAGCUCCCUCGCCGCCGCCGCGGACGCCGCCAGUCCCCAACCGCCGCACCUCUCCAAGAUACUCCCUUUCCGCCGGGGCCGCCCGCUCGCGCGCUCCCCGGAACCUCCUGCUGCCGCUGCUGCUCCCGCGGCGCCAGCCUGGCGCCUCGCGUGGCUCCCGCCCUCCCGCGUCCCAGGGUUGGCCCCGGACGCCUUCGUCUUCCUGGGCGCGCACGCCGAGGGGGACGGCAAGGAGGCCGCGGCGUACUGGGCCGUCGAUGUCAGCGACGGUGAGGGGCCGAGGGUCGACGGAGGCUCGGGGAACGGGGAUGGAUCGGCGUUUGUGGACCUGAGGACGCUCAUGGUGGCCACGGACUGGAGCGACAAGGAUGCCAUGGGGGACCUCGCCAUCGCCGGACAUGCUCGAGCACUGCUGGAGUGGCACAAUACCGCAAAAUUUUGUGGAGCUUGUGGAGCGAAGGCUGUUCCUACAGAAGCCGGAAGGCGUAAGCAGUGCAGCAACGAGUCCUGCAAGAAGAGGAUAUACCCUCGAGUUGAUCCAGUUGUGAUCAUGUUGGUCAUCGAUAAAGAAAAUGACCGUGCACUCUUAAGCCGCCAGUCAAGAUUCGUGCCUCGUAUGUGGAGUUGUCUUGCUGGUUUUAUAGAGCCAGGAGAAAGUCUGGAAGAGGCAGUGAGAAGGGAAACGUGGGAAGAGACUGGUAUUGAAGUCGGUCAAGUAAUAUAUCAUAGCUCACAACCGUGGCCUGUCGGUCCAAAUACCAUGCCAUGCCAACUUAUGGUGGGUUUCUUUGCAUAUGCUAAAUCAUUGGAGAUACAUGUGGAUAAGCAGGAGCUUGAAGAUGCCCAGUGGCACAGCCGUGAAGACAUCAAGAAAGCGCUGACAUUUGCAGAAUAUGAGAAAGCUCAGAGAACCAGCGCUCUAAAGGUCAAUCAAAUGUGCAAGGGGGCUGAGAAAGGGCAGAGCAUCACCGAAGACUUAAAAGUGGGAAGUGGCGAACCAGUUCCUAUGUUCGUCCCUGGACCCUUUGCCAUUGCUCAUCACCUAAUAUCGGCAUGGGCUUUCGAGGGAGCACCAAAGCUGCCUAGUUCCUUCUCAAAUCUAUAAGCCUGGACCCUAAGGUAGGGUCCCUAUUGUUCAGAUCAUUGGACGGAAGGUAUAGGGAAUUGGAAUCCUUGCAGGCACAUGAAUCAUGCCUUGCGUUCUUGUGAGUUUUGAUAUGGUACUAUUCAUUGCCAGUUGUAAUAAAAGGUCAAGAGAAAUACUAGCUAGGUACAGGAGAUUUGCCGAAAGAAUUUGGCGUCACUGGACAUUUCUAUCCGUUGUUUGUCACAUUUUGAUGGUUCUAGUACAUGGUAUGUGAUGUGUAUAGAUACAGCACAAGUACACUCAUGUAUAGUUACGCAGAGAACUGGAAUGAAGCCUGAUUUUCCAUCUUUACCU